Molecule: messenger RNA, 396 nt
Organism: Alternaria burnsii
Lineage: Eukaryota; Fungi; Ascomycota; Dothideomycetes; Pleosporales; Pleosporaceae
Exons: 1
Coding region: 1-396 (131 amino acids)
Source: RefSeq, a predicted model, not a curated record
AUGCCUGCAACAUUCGGAAACUAUGCGGGUACAGAAUCGAAGUCGCAGGCUUUCCAUUACUCCCAAGCUGUCAGAGUAGGGAGUAUUGUGCGAAUAUCAGGUCAGGGUGGCUGGGAUGCGGAAGGAAACGUAGCCCCGGAUGCUCCAAAGCAGGUCGAACUAGCGCUGGAAAAUAUUGAGAAAGCUCUUCAGUCGGUCGAAAAGAAUCUGUCUUGGAGAAACGUCUACGCUAUCCGAUCGUACCACACAAACAUCGACGAGUCUGCUGACAUGUGCAUCGAAGGCUGGCGGCGGGUUAUGCCUGAUCACCGGCCAGUAUGGACAUGUGUCGAGAUUACAAAACUUGGUAUUGAAGGCAUGCAAAUCGAAAUUGAGGUGGAGGCCCUAGUUGAGUAG